Molecule: messenger RNA, 1349 nt
Organism: Diospyros lotus (date-plum)
Lineage: Eukaryota; Viridiplantae; Streptophyta; Magnoliopsida; Ericales; Ebenaceae
Product: GDSL esterase/lipase At1g71691-like
Exons: 5
Coding region: 47-1153 (368 amino acids)
Molecular function (GO): hydrolase activity, acting on ester bonds
Source: RefSeq, a predicted model, not a curated record
UUUACUGCAUCUCCACUCCACUUCCUAGCUAGCUUCAGCUCCUACCAUGGCUUCUUCUUCUUCUUUUUGCCACAUUUUUUUGACCAUACUGGUGGCGCUGGGUGGCGCUGCCGUUGAUCAGGCGCAAGCCCAAGAUGCUGCGGGCGGCAGAAGAGAGAUGGUGCCGGCGAUGUUCAUAUUCGGAGACUCUCUCAUCGACAACGGCAACAACAACAACCUGCCUUCCUUAGCCAAGGCCAACUAUUACCCUUACGGCAUUGAUUUCCAGGGCGGCCCUACUGGCCGCUUCUCCAAUGGCUACACCAUGGUCGAUGAAAUUGCCGAGCUAUUGGGACUGCCCUUCAUUCCGGCCUACUCCGAAGCUUCCGGUGAACAGAUGCUUCACGGAAUCAACUACGCGUCGGCCGCCGCCGGAAUCCUGGACGUCACCGGAAGGAAUUUCGUGGGUCGAAUUCCAUUCAACCAACAGAUAAAGAACUUCGAGAACACACUGGACCAGAUAACCAACAACCUCGGCGCCGUCGAUGUCGCGCAGGCUCUCUCUCGCUGCAUAUUCUUUGUCGGAAUGGGCAGCAACGAUUACCUCAACAACUAUCUGAUGCCUAAUUACCCUACUCGCAAUCAAUACAAUGGCCAGCAGUAUGCUGAUCUCUUGGUUCAGGAAUACAGCCAACAACUUACGAGUCUGUACAAUCUUGGAGCCCGGAAAUUCGUGCUCGCGGGGCUCGGGCUGAUGGGCUGCAUCCCCAGCAUUCUGGCUCAGAGCGCGAGCGGUGGCUGCUCCGAGGAAGUGAACCAACUGGUGCAGCCUUUCAAUACCAACAUGAAAAUGAUGAUCAACAACCUUAGUGGGAAUCUCCCUGGUUCGCACUUCAUAUUCAUCGACGUUCGCAACAUGUUCCAAGACAUUCUUGCCAAUUACAGAUCCUAUGGAUUCAAUGUUAUAAACCGUGGUUGUUGUGGGAUUGGAAGAAACAGAGGUCAGAUUACAUGUUUGCCGUUCCAAACGCCGUGCCCAAACCGGGACCAGUAUGUGUUUUGGGACGCCUUCCAUCCUACGGAAGCAGUGAACAUUAUAAUGGGGAGGAAGGCUUUCAGUGGCGAUCAAACUGUAGUUUAUCCCAUGAAUAUACAGCAGCUUGCCAACCUUUGAUUCGUCCGACUCUUUGGUGAUAGCUAGAUCAUCUGAUGUGUCUGAUGCAUGGAGAACUGGAGGAUCUGAUUGAUGAUGAGAAGGGAAGAAUUAUAUAUGGUGAUGUCUGUCAUUUGCUGCGUGAUUAGAGAGAUUAAUCUUUGUUUCUACUUUACCUUCUUCAUGAGUUGUGGGUUCUUUUGUUUUGCCCUUUUAA